AUGACAUCAAUUCAGUGUGAAGAGAUGGAGAUGGUCAUGGAGCAGGAGCCGGUGGCUGUGAUGGGGCCUGAACCCAAACUCGAGUCAUGGGAGUACAUCCUGCGGAAGUACAUCCUGAUGCUGGCCACGGUGACACACGGCGUGGGGUUCAACCCGCCGGGGGGUGUCUGGCAAGAAAACCAUGGCCACGCCGGCCACUUCGCUGGCCAACCAAUCGCCAGGACCAACAACUUUCACGGUUACCUGGUGUUCUAUUAUUGCAACGCCUUCGCGUUGGCUUCAUCGGUCUUGGUCAUCGUCCUCUUCCUGCUCCUCUCCAUCAAUCUGGUCGAGAAGCAGGAGAAGUGGUUCAAAGUCAAGCCGCUGCGUGUGCUCACGGUGCUUGACCUGCUCAGCUUCAUGGGUGCCUACGCUGCGGGGAGCUGCCGCGAUAAGUUCACAACCGUCUACACCUUGGUGCUAAUGGCCACUGGGAUCCUCACCUACUUCAUAGUCCAGGCGGUGGUGGCGCGGCGUGCAAAGUUUCCUCCUCUUCCAGCAGACCCAGACAAGAACAAGGUCCAACUCGAAGAGCGGCUCCGCAAGGUGCUGAUGCUGCUCACAACGUUCGUGUUAAGCAUCACGUACGAGUCUGGGCUGAACUCACCGGGCGGUUUCUGGGACAACACCGGGGGCGGGCACCGCGCGGGAGACUCGAUUCUCAGCGAUGGUCACCACAAGGCACGCCUGGUCACCUUCUUCAUCUGCAACUCCACAGCGUUCAUGGCAUCACUGCUAAUCAUCAUGCUGCUCCUGAGCAGAAAGCUUCACCAGCAGACGGCACGGUCUCGCGAGAUGUAUGGGUGCAUCCUAGUCGCGCUGGCCGGCCUUGUCGGGGCAUACGCUGCAGGCAGCUGCAGGGAGGAUGGCGCUACUGCCUAUGUGCUCAUUGUGGUUGCUGCCAGUCUAGCAUGCAUUCUAGUCAAAUCUUGGUUGUGGCCUCAAGAUAAUUACAGGCAGCGGGUUUCAACAGAGAUUGAGAUUUCAGGUGUGGAGCUUCAGCAGAGUCACAAGUCUCUCUCGCUUCUUCUACUAAUGUCCACCUUUGCGACGGCUAUCACUUACCAAGCAGGGCUUGAUCCGCCCGGUGGCGUUUGGCAGGAAAACGGUAACGGUCGCCUCGCCGGCGACCCGAUCCUCUUGUCGAUGAAUGCUAGCCGGUACAGGACCUUCUUGUACUGCAAUUCAUUUGCGUUCAUGCUCUCCUUGGUCACCAUCAUCAUGUUCCUGUCCAAGUUUGUCAGGGGCCUAGGGGCACACAAGGUGGAGGCAGUUAUGAUGCUGGAAUUGUUCGGCCUCAUCGGCGCAUACACUGCUGGGGUCAGCAAGAAUGUAAUCACGUCCAUCUAUGUCCUGGCUUUGGGCGGCGCCGUCAUAUUCUACGUUGUGAUCCAUGUUAUCUUCUUCACACUCGAAAAAGAGGCCAUCAAUUUUUAUGUGGAGCAAGAGGAGGUGGAGAAGAAGCGCAAGCUGCUUUACCUCUUGGCAACCUUGUCGACAGCUAUGAGUUACCAUGCCGGGUUGAACCCUCCAGGUGGCUACCGUGUCCAGGAUGACGAUGAGUCUGGGUAUCAGGCAGGCAGCCCGGUCGUCCUGCCCAACUUCCCGCGGCGCUACAGUGCCUUCUUGUUCUGCAGCUCAUUAAGCUUCAUGCUUUCGGUCAGCACCAUGAUUCUCCUGGUGAGCCCGGUGCUGUACAGGCCAGCCAUACGAAGCUACGCACUAACCCUUUGCACGGCUGUGGGGUCGUCUGUUCUGAUGGGUGCCUAUGUCGUUGGGAGCACACAAUAUGUGAAAACAUACGUUAUGAUUGUAGCUGGGCUGCUGGUAACAUUCUUGGUCAGGGAUACUAAGCAGAGAUUGAGCAGGCUGAUGAGGGUAGAAGCACACGAAGAGGACCCCAUCAUGAUAAAUGCCCAGGAAGGGGAGCUCGUAUUUAAACGAGCAAAGAAAAAGCAACACGCCGAGCACAAACACCUGAUGUUGCUAGGAAUCCUGGUGGUACCAGGCCGGCCUAGAUCCGCCAGGCGGAGUUUGGCAGAGCGACGAAGGCGGGCACGACCCAGGUGGGCCGGCCAUGAAGGACAAUAG
Messenger RNA from Triticum turgidum subsp. durum (durum wheat), 2130 nucleotides. NCBI's taxonomy places the organism in Eukaryota, Viridiplantae, Streptophyta, Magnoliopsida, Poales, Poaceae. The record is from the annotation of a GenBank genome assembly.